AUGGGGGGAAGAAGCCACGAAGUGACAAUAACUGAACAAUUUGAAGGGAAAGUCGUCGUCGUAGGUGCCGGUUUGGUAGGUUGUCUUGCCGCUCUGGCAUUAGCCCAAAGAGGUUACGAUGUUACAGUGGCCGAAUAUCGUAAUGAUCCAAGAUUAGAGGCAACUACUAAUAGAAAUUUGAGGUCUAUCAACCUAGCUAUCUCGGCCAGAGGAAUUGAAGCAUUGAAAUAUGUGGAUGAAGAAUUAUGUGAAAGGGUUUUACAUGAUGUUGUUCCAAUGAAAGGUAGAAUGAUCCAUGAUAUUGAUGGUAACCAAAAAGAAUUAUUGUAUGGGAUUGCAGGCGAACAUAUUAACUCUAUUUCGAGGGCUAGUUUAAACUGUGAUUUACUUGACGAAUUAGAUGCUGUAUCGAAUAUCAAUGUAUGUUUUGGAUAUAAAUUGGCAAAAGUAGAAUGGGGUGAUACAAAACAAGUUUGCUAUUUUUCAGAUGAUAAAAACCCCAUUACUGUUGAUUUUAUCGUUGGUGCAGAUGGUUGUUUCUCCACUACGAGAUCUCAAAUGCAACGUAAUUUGAGAAUGAAUUAUAAACAAGAAUAUAUUGAUUGUUGUUAUAUUGAAUUGUAUUUACCACCAAAGAAAGAUGGUAGUUUCGCUAUGGCUAAUGAUGAUUUACAUAUUUGGCCUCGUGGGAAAUUCAUGUUGAUUGCACUUCCAAACGCUGAUGGUUCAUUUACUGUAACAUUUUUUGCACCAUGGUCCCAAGUGGAUUUCUUAGUGAAAUCAAAAAACGAGACAAAAAAUUUCUUACAGAAAUAUUUCCCUGAUGCAAUGGAUUUAAUGGGGUUAGACUCUACGGCUGAAGAAUUUAUUAAUAACCCAAAGGGACCAUUGAUGUGUGUCGAAUGUUUACCUUAUAAUAUGACGAACGGUUCAGGAAUCCUAAUUGGUGACGCUGCUCACUCCAUGGUUCCAUUCUACGGUCAAGGUAUGAACUGUGGGUUUGAAGAUGUCAAGAUUCUGAUGCAAUUGUUAGACAAGUAUCAUGGUGAUCGAUCUGUAGCUUUCAAUUCUUACACCGAGACAAGACAUCAGGAUCUCAUUACCAUCAACAAAUUAGCUAGAGAAAAUUACAAGGUGAUGUCGGAAAGUGUCACUUCCGUUUGGUUCAAUUUGUAUAAAGGUGUCGAUGAAACAUUCUCAAGAGUAUUAGGAAAUUCUUGGUUAACUUUGUAUACGAUGAUCUCUUUCAGAGCAGAUAUUUCAUACUCUGAUUCAGUCAGACGAGACAAUAGACAACAUAAAAUAAUUAAAUGGCUGUCUAUCUCGGGUCUAAUGGUUGCUACUGCCGUUGCCUUGCGUCGUAUAUCCCAAUGA
Messenger RNA from Maudiozyma saulgeensis, 1374 nucleotides. The record is from the annotation of a GenBank genome assembly. NCBI's taxonomy places the organism in Eukaryota, Fungi, Ascomycota, Saccharomycetes, Saccharomycetales, Saccharomycetaceae.